AUGGCUGAUUCGUCAUUGAUCAGACCAGAUCAUCUGAUUUUUGAAGGAAAUGUUGCUAUUGAAUAUGAUUUUUCAAAGGGAAGAGGGCGGAGAAAAAAAGAAUAUCUUACACAUGAGCCUGCUGAAUGUGUCGUUGAUGCUGAGUCUCGUGAUGAUCCAGAACGCCUGAAAAGAAAAUUUGCUGAAAUAUGCAUAUAUAUCCAAGUCAAACAUAGGACUAACACACGACUAAGAGCUGUGGAAGACAAACUUGGUGUCAAGAUCAAGCUUGAAGAAUGCCCGAAAUCUGGAACAUCCGGAAUAUACACGAUAUACGGAAUAGCUUAUCCAGAAGGUUUAUCAGUUUAUUGCGAUACGCAGACUGAUGGAGGAGGAUGGGUUGUAAUUCAACGUCGUUUCAAUGAAAAACUGAAUUUUGACAGAGAAUGGGAUCAAUAUGUCAAAGGAUUUGGAACACUAUCCGGUGAAUUUUGGCUUGGUAAGAUCAAAUUUUUAAUGGGUGGUACAUCGAGUAAUUAUCAGCUUACUGCAUCCGGAUAUUCCGGUACUACCGGGGAUUCCCUCUCCCAUCACAGCGGAAUGGCGUUCAGUACAAAGGAUAUGGAUAACGAUACAGAUGAUGACGGAAACUGUGAUAAAGACCUAAAAGGUGGUUGGUGUUUCACUGGCUGCAAUCUCUCUCAUCUGAAUGGCGUAUAUUACAAAGGUGGACAUUACCCAGUCGGUCUUCAUACAGUUCAAGAUGGCGCAUCUUGGUACUAUUGGAAAGAUACAAAGUUGUACUCAAUGAAGACAACAGAAAUGAAAAUUCGUUUGAAGAAUUAG
Molecule: messenger RNA, 825 nt
Organism: Styela clava
Lineage: Eukaryota; Metazoa; Chordata; Ascidiacea; Stolidobranchia; Styelidae
Source: RefSeq, a predicted model, not a curated record